CCUUUCUUUUUUUUUCCUUUUCUAUUUCAUUUAAUUUUUCCCUCUCCCAAAUCCUCGGCGACUUUUUCGUACAAACCAACGAUCGGAGAUUUCGCAGCCGCCGAUUUGACCGCCCGCCGGCGCGAAUACUCGCUGGAGAUCUCACUUGGAUUUUAUAUCUCUUUGGGUCGUAACAGGUUAAUUUUAUCCUUCUAUGGGGAGGAAGCAGUAAAGAAAUUUAUCCUGGGUGCCCCGAUGUGCAGAACUGAUGUUAUUGGCUGUAGAAGGUGGAGGUUUCUUUUCUUCUUCAGCUUCUGGUUAUAGCAAGGGCCUGGCCCUCCUUCUCUUGGGUCAGAAGAAUGAAGAUAAACCCAUGAGAGUUUCGCCUUGGAAUCAGUACCAGUUGGUGGACCAAGAAUCUGAUCCUAACCUCCAGCUGGCUUCCACGAAGAACUGGCUUUCCCGCGGGUGCGCUUCCUUCGUCUGCUUUGGUCGCGCUUCCCCAGGGCUUGACACCCCCUCGCCUCUUAAAGUGGGCCCUGCCCAACAUCAAGAUGUCUUGCCAGAGCCUCUUACUUCUGAUAAUGGCAAGGAUUGUACCACUGAUCCAGAUUAUGACAAUAAUGCAAGAAAGGUAGCUAUUAGAAGUAGCUUGAAGAAGCCAUUAUCAGACAAACCCCCUGUUUCUGUUGAGAACACUAGUGAACGCGAAGCAUUGGGUGAAAAAGGUAGUGAUAUCCCUGGUCAUACUGAAAGGAGGAAAGUGCAGUGGACAGAUGCCUGUGGGAGUGAGCUCGUUGAGAUCAGGGAAUUUGAGCCCAGUGAAGUGGAUGGAUCAGAUGACGAAUUUGACAACGGGAAUGAAAGAAAUUGUUCAUGCGCAAUCAUGUAGUGUGGCUCUUACCCUAUGUGGGCUCAGCUUGUUUGUUUCCUUCUUUUGCUCAACUUAGUCCCGGGCUAAAGAAAAUGCAGGUUUUUUGAGCCGCAUGGAAAACAGUCACAAAGCAAGGAGUUUUAUCUGUGGUUAGUCCGACUGUUAAUUUUGUGUCUAUAUUAGAUUGCUGCUGGUUUUAAUUUUGGCAACUCUUGGCUUCACUUCAUUUUGUGUGACUUCAUUGUCUAUUGUUUUAUUCUAAUUAAUGUAUUAUUCUUUUUUUCCC
This is a messenger RNA of Juglans microcarpa x Juglans regia, 1139 nucleotides long. RefSeq lists its product as uncharacterized. Lineage: Eukaryota; Viridiplantae; Streptophyta; Magnoliopsida; Fagales; Juglandaceae. The record is from RefSeq and is a predicted model, not a curated record. The transcript is spliced from 4 exons. The coding region runs from base 248 to 871 and encodes 207 amino acids.